AUGCUAUUCAUCUGGUACACUCAGCUUCGUGGGAGCGAUGCGUCGAGAUAUGUUUAUAACCUCAGAGACACCCGUCACUUUGUGGGCGGAAGUUGCACUGGAUUCAAUCAGGCUCUUAUUGGCCAAGACUUAGGCUCUUCACAGACAACUGGAAUCAUCGAUUGUGCACAGAGGUGCCUUGCUAUGAACCCGUGCAGUGCUAUAAAUUUUGACUUUGAAAGUCGAUGGUGCGAGCUGCACAAGUGGCAAAGUAAGGAAUCGAUAAACAGCGUUGUGUACAAGAGAGGGUCUGUGUUUGUGCUGUUUCUUUGA
This is a messenger RNA of Pocillopora meandrina, 312 nucleotides long. Lineage: Eukaryota; Metazoa; Cnidaria; Anthozoa; Scleractinia; Pocilloporidae. The record is from the annotation of a GenBank genome assembly.